CGCGGCCGCGACUUCUUCGGCGCGGGCCCGCGCUGCUCGCUCUGCGCGUCCGACGCCCACCUCAUGGACGCGUGCCCCGAGGCGCUCUGCCACCGCUGCCUCCGGCCGGGCCACGCGGCGCGCGACUGCCGGGACGCGCCGCGGCCCAUGCCCGAGGUCUGCACGGCCUGCGGCGACGUGGGCCACAGCUGGAAGUGGUGCGAGGCCGUCGACGGCGAGGCGAAGCUCAGCGCGGGCGCGACGUGCAUGACCUGCGGCGAGUGCGGCCACCUCGACUGCAAGAAGGUCAAGCGGCACAAGACGCACGACGUCUACUGCGCGUGGUGCGCGCGCCCGGGCCACACGGGGCCGUCCUGCCCCCAGAAGCGGGGGCACGCGCGGCGCCGCUAG
Aureococcus anophagefferens is the source of this 390-nucleotide messenger RNA. RefSeq lists its product as hypothetical. The record is from RefSeq and is a predicted model, not a curated record. NCBI's taxonomy places the organism in Eukaryota, Pelagophyceae, Pelagomonadales, Pelagomonadaceae. The transcript has a single exon. Gene Ontology annotation, molecular function: nucleic acid binding; zinc ion binding. The annotation marks the transcript as partial.